This is a messenger RNA of Choloepus didactylus (southern two-toed sloth), 492 nucleotides long. It is a transcript of the gene HES2, whose product is annotated as hes family bHLH transcription factor 2. The coding region runs from base 1 to 492 and encodes 163 amino acids. Gene Ontology annotation, molecular function: RNA polymerase II cis-regulatory region sequence-specific DNA binding; protein dimerization activity; DNA-binding transcription factor activity, RNA polymerase II-specific. Gene Ontology annotation, cellular component: nucleus. The record is from RefSeq and is a predicted model, not a curated record. Gene Ontology annotation, biological process: regulation of neurogenesis; regulation of transcription by RNA polymerase II; anterior/posterior pattern specification. NCBI's taxonomy places the organism in Eukaryota, Metazoa, Chordata, Mammalia, Pilosa, Megalonychidae. The transcript is spliced from 4 exons.
AUGGGGCUGCCCCGGAGGGCCGCGGAAUCGGCGGAGCUGCGCAAGAGCCUGAAGCCGCUGCUGGAGAAGCGCCGCCGCGCGCGCAUCAAUGCCAGCCUGAGCCAGCUCAGGGGGCUCAUCCUGCCGCUGCUGGGCCGCGAGAGCUCCCGCUACUCAAAGCUGGAGAAGGCGGACAUCCUGGAAAUGACCGUGCGCUUCCUGCAGGAGCUGCCCGCGUCCCCCUGUCCCGCAGUCGCGCCCACGCCCUCCGACAGCUUCCGUGAGGGCUACCGCACCUGCCUGGCGCGCCUGGCCCGCGUGCUGCCCGCCUGCCACGUCCUGGAGCCCGGCGUGAGCACGCGCCUCCUGGAGCACCUGCGGCGCAGGGCGGCCGGCGCCACCCCCGACGGCGGGCACAGCAGGGACUCGGGCCGCCCCGCCUCGCCCGCCCCGCCGCCCGCAUCCCCGCCGCCAGCGCCUCUCGGAGGCCCCAGCCUCUGGCGGCCGUGGUAG